AUGAUUUACGAUGAUGUGUUUUUAUGCUUCAUUUAGUAAAGAGGAUAGAUGACUAUCGAAUGGUAUGGAAUAGACAGUUAAUGGUAUUUAUAAUUCUCAGAAAAAAAUAAAUUCAGGAAUAGUGUAAAGCUGAAUGGUAUAACAGGAUGUUUGUCGACCUAUAAAUGCAAUAAAUUCGGAAUGCAAUGAACUACAAAAAGUAUCUUUUAACCAAUUUUCAAUGUACGUCCAUACAUUGUUUGCUGAUUGUAUGAACCAGAUGCAAUGAAGGAACAUUUCGACUGAAAUGAAAGGAAGAGAUAGAAAAUGAUUACAACACAUAUCCAGAAAGAUAACAGAUUAAUUUUUUUAUAAAAGUAUCUUGUCUGAGCGACAGCGAGUUCCACAGCGGUUUUUGCUCUCUCAUUGGAAUGAAUAAUUCAGCUUGUGAACAUUUAAUUUCUAAACCGGACUACACAAUUGCAGCAUUUGCCAUAUUAUUUGCAAUCUUAACAAUAGUGUGCAAUCUUAUGCUGGUAGUCGUAAUACAAAGCACAAAACGUCUUCAUACAUGCACAAAUGCUUUUGUGACAUCACUUGCACUUAGUGACUUUAUCCAUGGGUGUUUCAAAAUGCCAUUUGUUGCUGUAGCAAAUCUGUUUGCGAACUGGGUUCCAGAUUCAUCGUUGUGUCAUGUGCUAGCAUAUUUUAUGACAACAGGAAGAAUAUCGGCGACAUUAUCUCUUACUAUGCUGUCUGUUGACAGAUGUAUUGCAAUUUAUAAACCUGUUCAAUACUCCAGCCUUAUAACGUCUUAUUCUACCGGAAUUGUAAUUCUUUGCUUAUGGAUAAUUAGUUGUCUGAUUGCGUGUAUUCCGUUUAUUGAACACAUUAGUUAUCAUUUUGACGCUCAGGAAUCCUUAUGCAUGUUUUCCGGGUUGUCAUGGACAAUUCAUGUGCUGACUCUCACGAUCAUGUCAACGCUUAUUCCUACUUUGGUGAUCAUUAUUGCCCUAUGCAUCAUAGUGAGAGAAGCUAGAUUUCGGCAUCGUAUUUUCGCAGUAGCAACCGUACCAAUAGUUCUGUCGAAUGUCCAGCCUAAAAAUCCACUCAAAACUUUGCGUGCAAUGAGAUCGCUAUUUUUUAUUGCUUUUGCAUAUCUGAUUUUUUGCAUACCGGAAGCAAUUUGGUUUGUGGUCAAAGUAAAUAUGACUGACUGCUUGUCGUCUAAAUUAGUAAAUUUCAAGACGAUUUGGUCAAUGCUAUGUUGUUUUAUGACGCCAGUAAUAAUUGCAAUAUUUAACAAGAGUUAUCAUAAACGAUUACGACACCUUAUAUGCCGGAAAUGCUGUAGAAACAACAGUAAGAAAGUUUCGGAUUUUUCUGUCUCAACGGGCCUACAUUCUAUUCUAGAAGCAUCUUAUACAAUCAGUCAUUUCCGUCCGAUUCCGAAAAAUAUAAUCCUGUUAGCUAGCAAAUCCUCGCGGGUACAUUUGAGAAACUCUGUUCAUGCCAAUCCUACUGCUCAAUCACGGACUCUUUUUGAAAAGCCUAUGCUUCUAAAAGCGAUGUCAUCACCAGAAUGUGGAUGAUAAAAGCAUCUCUUUUUAUAAUGUGUCCUUGUCUAUUUCAUUAAUA
This is a messenger RNA of Mytilus californianus (California mussel), 1617 nucleotides long. RefSeq names its product melatonin receptor type 1B-A-like. The coding region runs from base 411 to 1571 and encodes 386 amino acids. Gene Ontology annotation, cellular component: membrane; dendrite. Gene Ontology annotation, molecular function: neurotransmitter receptor activity; G protein-coupled serotonin receptor activity. The transcript is spliced from 2 exons. Gene Ontology annotation, biological process: G protein-coupled receptor signaling pathway, coupled to cyclic nucleotide second messenger; chemical synaptic transmission. NCBI's taxonomy places the organism in Eukaryota, Metazoa, Mollusca, Bivalvia, Mytilida, Mytilidae. The record is from RefSeq and is a predicted model, not a curated record.